This is a messenger RNA of Phytophthora infestans T30-4, 315 nucleotides long. RefSeq lists its product as uncharacterized. NCBI's taxonomy places the organism in Eukaryota, Oomycota, Peronosporomycetes, Peronosporales, Peronosporaceae. The transcript has a single exon. The record is from RefSeq and is a predicted model, not a curated record. Bases 1 to 315 code for a protein of 104 amino acids.
AUGUUUGGUAGAGCUUUGUUUCUGAAGUUUCGUUCUGUAUCCAUGACCCAGUUCCAGAUAAACGCAUCGGUAAGUUCAUCUUUUGUCUUCUCCCAUUUUGUCUCACACAACGUCUCGAGGAAGCUGUCGUCGAACGAAUUCUUCACAGAACGCAUGACGGACUUCAAGUCUUCUCCUGACGAAUCACAGCGCGCCCUCAUGAUCUCUUCGUACUCCAGACGUAGAUCCACCCAUUGGGUAAGCGCUUCAUGCGAGAUAUCUUCCACCUUCGGCGCCACAGUGACCGCAAAGAUCGGAUGGGCCACCGUGGGGUAG